This is a messenger RNA of Anisakis simplex (herring worm), 267 nucleotides long. The record is from the annotation of a GenBank genome assembly. Lineage: Eukaryota; Metazoa; Nematoda; Chromadorea; Rhabditida; Anisakidae.
AUGGCAUGGUUGGAAGGUAUCCAGGCAAACGACGAAGAAAAUAUCUCGGAUAUGGAAUCGUCCAUAUCCGAGUACAGUAUCCGUGCAAACGACGAAGAAAAUAUCUCGGAUAUGGAAUCGUCUAUAUCCGAGUAUAGUAUAUGGGAAGACGAUUCAGCAUCAACAAUCGCUAUAGAAGAUGAUCUGUCAUCGAUUUCUUCUUCUUCAACCGACUCCGACCACAUCGAAUCUUGGAGCCGUUCGGGAGGUACAAUACAGAUCGAUUGA